AUGUUCGGUAUCAUUGCAGAUUUGUUAUCAUCGGUCAUCACGAUCCUCUUCCCUAUAUUUGCCUCGUAUAAAGCUCUGCGCUCUUCCGACCCCUCUCAACUGGCACCAUGGCUGAUGUACUGGGUGGUUUUGUCCGCUGUGCUGAUGGCUGAGUCCUGGACAGUGUUCAUCCUCGGAUGGGUGCCGUUUUACAGCUGGAUCCGCCUCUUUUUCUUCUCCUACCUUGUCCUCCCCCAGACCCAGGGCGCAAUUAUCCUGUACCAGGAACAUGUCGAUCCUUUCCUUGCCCACCAUGAGCGAGAGAUUGAGGAAUUUAUUGGGCGUAGCCACGAGCGCGCCAAGGCUCUGGGGCUGCAUUAUUUCUACCAGGCCGUGGAUUACGUCCGGGAGAACAUCCUCGGCUGGCCGGCUCAGCGUCCGGCGGCUCCUCCUCCCCCGCCCCCAACCGGUCCUGCUGCCUACGCGCAGUCGCUUCUCUCGCGAUUCAACAUCCCCAUCGCUCCUGCAUCUGGAGGGCCAGCGGCCCCUUCUGCCGUGGCAGCCGUGACCUCGGCCGGCAAGACCCCCGAAGCCCGUGGCGAGGAACUGUCUGCCAGCGGCAAUCUGCUGCCCCGUGAUAUCGCCUCCAUGUCCCGCGCCGACAAGGCGCAGUACAUUUCCCACCAACGCGACCUGCUGGAGGUGCUGCGCAGCGCCCUGGCGAAGGAGGAGCGUGAGCUGCACGGCAGCGAGACGGAUACGGACGACCUCGCGUACGGCGGUGCCCCGUUGCAUAAGAACCCGAGCGAGAACUCGUUCCACCACGUGGAGCACGAGGACCUCCACAGGAGCUCUCCGGAUCUGUCCGGCCGGACGGCCAGCGGUACCUGGUCUUCGGGGUGGUUCAACGGCGAAUCGACUGAUACGCGCAACCGCCAUCAUUAG
Aspergillus brunneoviolaceus CBS 621.78 is the source of this 924-nucleotide messenger RNA. Its product is annotated as HVA22/TB2/DP1 family protein. The coding region runs from base 1 to 924 and encodes 307 amino acids. The transcript is spliced from 4 exons. The record is from RefSeq and is a predicted model, not a curated record. Lineage: Eukaryota; Fungi; Ascomycota; Eurotiomycetes; Eurotiales; Aspergillaceae.